AUGAAAACUAUAAUCAAAUUAGCGGAAAGACAGUGGGCUAAGGGACUACAUUUGGAUAUUGCGAAAUAUGUGGACUCAUCACUCGGUUGGGCUGGGGAACGUGGCGAGGACUCGAGCUACGACUCCGAAUGCGAGGACGAUGGUGGGCAUCGCACCGCCUCCAGGACUCCGUCGGAUACGCUCGCAGCAGAGUUCGCGGAGUACGUCACACUCUCGCCAGCACCCCCACAACCUAACCAGGCCAAAAUCGAAUUCGCCAUAAAAUUGGGAUACUCGGAGCACCUGGCUCGCACAGCUCUGAAAAGAUUGGGGCCAGACCCGCCGCGCAAUGAGUUAUUGGCCGAGCUGAUCAAGUUAGCCGCCAAGCGACCCCAGCGGAACAUUUCUCCACCUCACACUCUGGAACCAGAACCGCUGCCUGAUCGAGCACCGCUUAGGCACAUUGUCAUCGAUGGCAGCAAUGUCGCUAUGAGCCACGGUAAUAUGGAGAUAUUCUCGUGCCGCGGCAUCGAGAUUUGCGUCGAUUGGUUCAGAGCGAGAGGGCACAAGGAGAUCACAGUGUUUGUUCCCACUUGGCGCAAAGAGUCUACUAGACUCGACAACCCCGUCUCCGAGCGUGACGCCCUCGAUAGACUCCAACGGGACAGGAUUCUCGUGUAUACGCCAAGCAGGCAUCGAGGGGGAAAACGUCUCAUUUGCUACGACGACAGAUAUAUCCUUAAGCUCGCAGCCGAAACGGACGGCAUUGUGGUAUCAAACGACAAUUACAGAGAUCUCGCGGCGGAGAGCCCCGAGUACAGGAAGGUCAUUGAGGAACGCCUACUUAUGUACUCCUUCGUCAACGACAGGUUCAUGCCACCAGAUGACCCCCUGGGCAGAAACGGCCCCACGUUAGACGCAUUCCUUCGUGCGCCACCAUCGCGCACCGACCCCCCACCACCUUGUCCAUACGGACGGAAGUGCACUUACGGCAACAAGUGCAAGUUCCACCACCCAGAACGCGCGGGCAGACCGCACAAGUCUGUUACCGAGAAGCUGUCUGAGCAAGCGGCGCGUAAGGCGCUGCACACGCUGAGUCUCCCGCCCGGCGGCCGUCCCACGGACAUGAAGAAACCGUUAGCAAGAGCGCAUUCUGCUACGCCAAGACUUGCGGACCCCACACUGGCGACGCACUUCGACAGGGCACAACGGCCCGGACCCUCUCAGCCGCUCGCGGAUAAUCCCCAUAAGAAACUCGCGCGCCAAUUGACUCUUAACCCAGCUUGCGAUCCGAGAUUGCAUGCGACUGCGUCAAGAGUCUCUUCCGCGCCGGUCGGGGCGAUAGGUGCGAUGCCUAUUCACAUGGCCGGGGUGUCCCUCUCCCCCUGUGCCUCCGAAGGCGCCCUUCAACUUUGGGAAGCGCGUAGGCGGAUGCACUACCACUUGGCUAACAUAUUCCCCGAAGUGCAAGUUGCCGAAGCGAUGAACGCGUACCCAGACGAAACGGACGCGCAAAAGAUGUGCGCCAUUAUACUAGCUAGAUACAGACCGAGCGAGGCGACAUUGCCUUAUCCAAUGCAUUAG
Molecule: messenger RNA, 1563 nt
Organism: Leptosia nina
Lineage: Eukaryota; Metazoa; Arthropoda; Insecta; Lepidoptera; Pieridae
Source: the annotation of a GenBank genome assembly